Messenger RNA from Diversispora eburnea, 323 nucleotides. NCBI's taxonomy places the organism in Eukaryota, Fungi, Glomeromycota, Glomeromycetes, Diversisporales, Diversisporaceae. The record is from the annotation of a GenBank genome assembly.
CAAUUGCAGAUCAAACAUAUCAAAUACAAGAUUAUAGGAGUUUACAGAAGAUUGUAGAGAAUGUAGUGAAUAAAGCAAUGAAAGAAAAACCAUUUGAAGGGAUAAGUGUAUCAAAGCUGAGCGGUACCAAGAUGAUCAAAAUUGAGAAAACUAUGGAAUAUUAUUCUGUUGAAGAUGUUCAUAAAUCUAUCAAAAAAGAAAUAAUAUUAAAUAAAGCUUGUACUAUAUUACAGGAAUCUCAAGCUAAAGGAGAAUUGCUUAUCAAAAAUACAGAUGUUGCAUUAGAUGUAUUGGUCAUAUUGACAGAUUGCAAUGAAAAGUGA